Molecule: messenger RNA, 1737 nt
Organism: Plasmodium gonderi
Lineage: Eukaryota; Apicomplexa; Aconoidasida; Haemosporida; Plasmodiidae
Exons: 1
Coding region: 1-1737 (578 amino acids)
Source: RefSeq, a predicted model, not a curated record
AUGAAAUGCUUUUUGUGUGAUAAUACUGCUGUCCCAACACUCAAUACAUUCAUCGUACUAGAUGUAAUCAUUCAAGUUUUAAAAGAAAGAAUGAGAGGGAGAAAAGCAAGAAAAAGAAAGAAAAAAAAAGUGUUAUAUUUAACAAACAAAAGGUUGACUGAAAUGUUUCCACCAAAUUUUAACUUCAUCUUGCAAUUCCUGAAUGGGCAAUUGAAUCAGAAGGGGAAAAUGAGACAAGGGGGUGAAAAAGAUGAGCGAAACAACAGAAUUGAUGAGCGGUACAAUAAAAUUGAUGAGGAAAACAACAGAAUUGAUGAGGGGAACAACAGAAUGGAUGAGGAGAAUAACAGAAAUGAUGAGGGGAACAACAGAAUUGAUGAGCGAAACAACAAAAUUGAUGAGCGAAACAACAGAAUGGAUGAGGAGAAGAACAGAAUUGAUGAGGAGAAGGAGCUUGACCCGUUGGAGGAACUGACGAAUCAGGCGAUCCAGUGGAACAUCGAAAGAGUGAAAGACAUUAAAAAGGGAAUUUUGAAGAAAAUAAGCCAUUUUGAUCCAAAAAUGAAAGAAAAAGUGACAAUUAAAGAAUUUAAAGACCUGCUGAAAAAUAUCCAUAUAAAGUACAUCGAAAAAGAGGAGGAAAGCUUAAUGAAAAUAUUGUAUAAACUGAAUGAAGAUAAAAAAUACGAUUUUGUAAUUGUGAAUUUGGCAUUUUUAUUUGUAAAAGAUAAAAAAAAAGUAAAUAUAUAUAUAGAAAACUUUGGUUUAUAUCAUGCCCAUAACAAUGUGAAGGGAAAAUAUUGCAGCAUUCUGAAUAAUACGAAUGAAACACUUUCGCGCAACCAUAUAAAAAACCAUGUCUGGAAUACACAGAUGGAAAGAGAAAUAUAUGAUGAUCCAUUUUUUAAAUAUAUUUUAAGUUUUCAUUUUUAUUAUUCAUUCUUAGUGAAUUUUGAAGAGUAUUUAAAUAAUCAACGUAUUUUUACAUCGGUUGGAAAUUCAAUGCAUGUCCAUAAGGAACAAGAGCAAAUGAGACCAAAUAGUGGUGCCAGAGCAUAUGUCACCGACACUUAUGACAUCAACAAUUAUGACACCAACCAUUGUGACAUCAACCAUUGUGACAUCAACCAUUGUGACAUCAACCAUUGUGACAUCAACCAUUGUGACAUCAACCAUUGUGACAUCAACCAUUGUGACAUCAACCAUUGUGACAUCAAUAAUUAUGGCACCAACAAUUAUGACAUAAAUACUAGCACAGGUGCAGAUUUCGAAUAUCAAAGGAGUAUGUUUUCUUCAUGUGGUCAAUCAUAUGACGAGAAGGAAAAAUCAAUAAAAAGAAUAAGAAAGCAUGGGACAUGUACUAUUGUAACGAAAAAAAUGAAUAAUAACUGCAACUUGGAAAAUAAUUCUGAUGUUAAGAAGAGAAAAUUAUUAGACACUAAAACGGUUGACUUUCACAAUUCGUUUUAUUCGGGUUUUUCACUUGCAAAGUUAGACGCUGAUAUGGUAAGUACAACUGAUAUCAUCUCAAAUGGUACCACUGAAUGUUCUACACACACGAAUGGUAUUUUAAAUGGAGAUAACCUGAAGAAUUCCAUCCAGUUGAAAAAAAAAAAUGGGAAAAGAACAAAAAGAUAUUUGUACACAUAUGACGUAAUUCCAAAAUCUGAUAUGCAUAAAAAAAUGUAUAUGAACAUUAUAUCUAUGUACUCUGGUUAUGUAUAUUUGAUUUCCUGA